GAAGAAUAAAAUGUCGUGACGUUGGAUAAUUGACAGCUUGAAAAAUAAAUAAACGCGAUAAAAAACACUCUCAAAAUGAAUGCAAACAGAUUUGAAAUAUUCCAUCAGAAGAAUUUUGUUUAUCGUGGAACUAGACUAAAUCACAUAUUUUCAUAAAAUAAGCCAAUAAUUUGAAAAAAACAAGGAAUAACUAUGUCAUUCUUCAGUUAUUAUUUGACCUUGUAAGGAAUAUUGUUGUUCAUAUUUGACAUGGUGUGGAUUACUGUGUUUCAUUUCACAUGAGCUAGAAAUUGAGUGACAAAAAAAUAAUAUUGUUAACAAAAUGUAUAAAAAUUCAGUGGCAUCCAUCAAUGAUUCUUAUAUAUUUUCAUGGCGGUUGUCUCAAACAUAAAGGAAAAGAUGUAAUUCGAAAUGAGCUGGUUCGACACAUCCGGUAUUGCCAAUUUGGCAAAAUCGGCUCUCAAGGAGGCCCAAAAAACAAUAGACAAAGCACUGGAUAUAAAGGAGGAUGAAAACCGAUCGAGUCAGACACCGAAAGACGAAUCAUCGAAUAAUUUUUUUGCAACAUGGGGGAUAAAAAGCAUAGAUGGAGAAAGCGACGAUUUAGGAACGGGAGAAUGUGCACCAGGGACAUCGAAAGAGCAACAUGACAUGCCUGGGAUAUGGGGUAGUUUCACAGGAUCGUUUUUUGACAACCCUCAAAGUGCAGCUGAUAAUGUCCAGACAACCGACGAUCCGGCACAAUCUUUAAUGAAAAAGAUCAAUGAACGAAUGUCGUCGACCAAAGAGAAUAAUGCGCAGGAGGACCUCAUCACUUUGGCUGAACCCGAAGAAGAAAAAAUACCAAAAACGUGCCCUGUAGAUGAAACUGUUAGAAUAAAAUCUCGUCGUAAGGUUGGAUCGGGCACAAAUUAUCUGAGGAAGCAAAGGUCCGAUCAGAGGGAAGAUCCGAGUACCAGGGUGACUAUUGAACAUCGACGAUACAGCGCGAGUGAGGUAGAGGGGAAGGAAGAGAAAGAGAAAUCAGAUGAACAAUUGUCCCUGGUGGAUACUAGAAUCGAGAAUGAAGAGUACCUCGAUAUUCCACUUCACGGUGAUCCUCUCGGUGGCUUCAAUAGCCGUAGGAAUACCGUGGACGGUCGAGACUCGAGAACAUGCCCAUUGGUCAACCGUGCUUCGAUCGUUUCGUCGGGGAGCGACAAAAAAAGCUCCGAAAGCGUGGAAAUUCUAGACUCGCGAUCAAACACUAACACAUCGACCCCUGAUUCGGAAAUAACAUCGCCGAGUAUAUCAACCAAUCCGACGCAACACGAUACUAAAAGAAAUUCUGAUUCGGUCGAGAUAUUACCCGAUAGCUUAGUAACGUCACCGAGCUCGGUGGAAAUACUGGGUGAUUCGAAGAGCGAGAACGAUGACGAUAGCCCGUUGUUUCUGUCGACGAUUGAUCGCUCAAUCGAUUGUACGGGAAUUCCGAAAGAAUCGGUAGUGAGCAAGUUCGGUGAUUCUUCGUCCGACGUUUCACCCUAUAUAUCUCCUAUCGAAGAAGAACCGAAAAAGCCAAGCAUAACGUUAAUCGACCGAAGUCACUUGGAACCUGAGAGCAAAACGUUGGUUACCGGUAAUUUAUUGAACAUCAAGAAUUUGAUCGGCUGUGAAAUGGAGAAAGAAUCGCCGGAAAGCGUCGAAGUCAUACCGGACGUUGACGAACUCGACGAAGUCAGCCAGGCCGAAGAUUCAUACACAUCCGCAUCAGAAACCACCGUCAUGACUAUUAUGGAUGCAACGAUGCUGCAGCAAUUCGAUCCGACGAAUAAAUCUAGGCAUGACUUUGGCGAUAAAAGAAUGCACGAUUCGUGUCCCGAUAGCGGUAAAUACCUUCCUGGAGCAAUCUCGGGAGGAAAUCAAAUAUUGAACACGAGCCUUGAUUCUUCGAGGGAAAAGCACAAUCUGCACCUUCCCCUCGAACCUAUAACAACUCAGCCCAUACGCAAGGGUGAACCGAUUGUCGAAAUAAUCAAUAAAGCCCUCGAUUCCACCACGAUCACCAAGGAUCAGAUCAAAGACACGGGCACUGAGCCACCUGAAAUAAACCCUUCUAGUGAGCCAACCAAAACGAAAUCGCAAAUUGAACACAUCGCUGAUUGCCCCGAGCAAUAUUUGAUGCUCACCGACUCAAGCUGCGAGGGGACACUCAUCGAAAGUAGCUCCGAAGAUAAUGCUAUUGUCAAAGCCAACGAGCCCAAAAUAAUUGAUGCAACUCUGACCUCUAGCUCGUACGUCAAAAAUAUGCUCGCUGAUGCGAUGGUUGAAAAAGGAGAAAUACAAUCGGACUCCGCUGAACGUCAACGGAUCGAUGUACCUGCUCGAGAAAAUUCACCCAUAUCCUCGGAAAGUCGUUCGGAUUUGGUGAAAAUUGGUUCGGAUCAGACGAGUGGUCAUACUAGUGGCGACGAACUCGAAACAACGACAUCGAGCGACAUUGAAAUCAUAUCCAGCCCCAAUGGAGAUUCGAGUUCCACGCAAUCUCGUCAGAGUCCGGCGAAUUUACACUCGACGAAAGGCACAGAAUUAUUGCAGAGAACACUGAAAACCCGAGGACACUCGCGGGAGCUGAGUGAAAUAAGCGUAGGCUCGGACGAUGGAAAUUUCGAAGUAGAAAAACUUUUGAGAAGAACCCAAGAAAUGACGGAAAUUCUUCAAGUCCGGGAAUCCAAACUAAUCGAUGUUAGUCGCAUGAACAUGGAACUGCACGAGCAAAAUAUCCAUUUGAAAAAGCAGUUGGAUUCGAUAGAGAUGCGUGCUGAGCAAACUCAAGAACUGAAUCGUAUAACGGAAGAUUAUACCCAGCGUUUGUCCGCUUUGGAGAAAAAAUUUCAACAAGCUAUUUCAGAACGGGACAGUUUGAGAGAUCAAUUGGACGUGAUGCGACAAGAGGCAUCGGCUAGACUCUCGUCUCGCGAAUUGUUAUCGAUAACAGCGGAAAAGGAUGAUAUUAUAAAAGAACUUCGUGAAGAGGGGGAGAAACUGAGUAAACAGCAGUUGCAACACAGUAACAUAAUUAAGAAAUUGCGCGCCAAAGAGAAGGAAAAUGAAACUUUACUUAAAAGUCAAAAGGAACAACUAGAAGAGCAAAGUUCUGAGCUUGAGAGACUGAAACGUUCGUUAUACGCUAAGGAAGAAAUUGAACGAACCCAGAUCGAAGCGGUUCAUACGCUUACAGCGAGAAUAAAAAAACAGGAAACCGACAUUCUUAGCUUGCAAGAAAAACUGGACAAUGCGCUAAACAAAAUGGAUGCGUACAAAACCAGUCUUGAUGCCACUAAAAUUGAUUCGGCCAAUGUUAAAGCGAAACUGACUUCUGCAGAAGAGGAAUUGAAACGAGCGUUGGAAAAUGCUGGAGAAUCUUGUCAGCUUGCGGCUCAAGUUGAAGACCUCAAGCAUAAAUUACGACAAUCCGAAGAGGCUCACGUGAAGAGCGUGACAAAUCUGAAACGAGAUAACAACGAAUUGUUGAAGCGUUUAGAAAUUUCUGAAGCAAGAAACGAAGAGCUUUCGGAGUCUGUGACUCUCGUUACGAAACCACUAUUACGUCAGUUGGAGCAACUUCAAUCAAGCUUUGCUCUCAAAGCGAGUAAUUUUUCAAAACAGGAAAAAUUAAUGUCAGAAAAGAUCGACGAGUUGCAAUCGAAGCUCGAGAGUCUGGUUACCACUGAUCGUUCCCUGGUCGAGGAAAAUGUAUGCUUGAAGAAAAAACUAUCCUCACUAGAGGCUCAGAUAAAACGAAAAGACACCGAGAAAAAUGAUGUGGAAGAAACAUUGAAAAAAUUACGACUGCAGUUCAGAGAACUCGAGCAGGAAAACUCGUGCAACCGUGCUACUAUAGAAAAACUUGAAGAGUCUCACGAGGAGGAAAAGAGGGAUCUUAAGCGGGAGAUACAAUCGCUAACCGAUAAAUUGUCGAUGGAAAAAGCUGCUACGAAUGCGGAAAAGAGGAAGAAUAACGCAUUUGUAUUGGAACAACAGCAGAGCAUCGAUCAAGAAUCACGUCUGAGCCCUACGUUGAGUAUUGGAAGAGACUCGAUUGGCAGUACGAGUAGUGUUUGGCCGGCUUUCAAUGAGUCUCUGUUCGAGAGUGGUUCGGGACGAUUUCCAAGUGUUUACGAGAGUUUACGCACCGGUGGCAACAGCACUUCGAUAAUCGAGAACUUGCAAGCUCAAGUUAAACAACGAGAUGGGGAGAUUCAACAGCUUCAGUGGGAAAUUUCGAGGCGAAACAACGAGCGGGAUAUCUUAAAUAUGGAAUUGUCAUCGCUAACUUUUAAAAUUGAAGAACUUACAAGCAAAGUGGCACAAGUGGAGGCGUUGAACGAGAGCCUGAAUGAGAUACAAACGAGAUACGACGCUUUGUUACAAAUGUAUGGUGAAAAAAUUGAAGAAACGCAGGAGCUCCGAUUGGAUUUGGAGGACGUCAAGGCGAUGUAUAAAAGUCAAAUUGAUCAACUUCUCAAACGUGAGACGUAGAUUGUGAAUUAUCAAAACAAAGCAACAUGAGGUAUUUCACGAGGUUGAGCAUCAUAUUGUAAAUAUUUUUCCGUCAUUUCCAUAUUUCGGAAGUUCGAACCAAGGUGGUAAGAAAAAAACUCGAUGGCCAAAUUCAAUUUUGCUAUGCUCCUACAUUUCUAUAACAGUAAAUUAUUAUAAUAGCAAAUAUGAUAACAGUCAUUGAAAUUUUUGGGAUCUGACAGAAUUGGAUGCACAUUGGGUACACACGGACAACUAAACACAGAUGUUACUCAUAGACGUAACAAAUACACGCAUCGUUGUACCCUUUUGACGCCAUUUUCAGUUAGCCCACGCCUCUAUGUCAGAUCCCAAUAGUUGCAAAUAUUAAGUCUGUGUUCUUUUAUACUGACUCAUUUUUUGCAAGCAUUGCAUUGAAAAAAUGUCUUUUAACAAAUAUGACAUGUACGGAUAAACGAAUUUGGUAUAAUUGUCUUGUCGCCGGGAUUGAUGAUAAGUGGAACCAAUUAUUUAUAUAUGGAAAUGAGAAAAGUUUUGUGAGAAAAUAUCGUUGAUAAAAUAAUGAAUAUUGUAUAAAAAUGAUAAACAAUUUUUCUUUUUCUAUAUAUCAAGAAUAUUUGGUUACGAGUAUUUUGCGCGUAAAGAAUUUUUAGUCAAAAAUUGCAUCUUGUACAAAGAGAAAGGAUAUAGAAAUCGCGCAUUUAUAAGCGUUUUAGAGAAUGAAUAACGUUAUCGUCAUAGAUUAUAUAUAUAUAUUUCUCAUAGUCAUUUUUUUCUGAUUUCAUAACUUCGUUUAUAAAAUUUGUAAAUAUUCUUGUAAUAUAUUAUUCCUAUUAUCUGGACGGUCCAUAGAAUCGUUCCGCCAGAUUAAUCUGAACUUUAUAGGUUUACAGGAUUAAAAGAAUUGUGAAGCAAGUGGAUAAAGAUGGUGGGUAAACAGAAAUGUUGAAAAAUAAAAAUCUUCAAACUCUCAA
Molecule: messenger RNA, 5495 nt
Organism: Venturia canescens
Lineage: Eukaryota; Metazoa; Arthropoda; Insecta; Hymenoptera; Ichneumonidae
Gene: Tmf
Product: TATA element modulatory factor
Exons: 11
Coding region: 412-4521 (1369 amino acids)
Cellular component (GO): Golgi apparatus; endoplasmic reticulum
Source: RefSeq, a predicted model, not a curated record